AUGAUCUCAACUCGCUCUACUCUACGUGUCUUUUCCUCCUCUUCCAUAAAUCGCGUACCACUUUUUAUUGAUGGAAAAUUUGUCCAGUCAAAAACAACGAAAUGGAUUGAUUUAUAUAAUCCAGCAACGAAUAAAGUGAUUUGUCAAGUACCUGAAGCUACACAAGAUGAGAUGAGGCAAGCAACAGACGCAGCUGCACGUGCUUACAAGACAUGGAAAGAAGUAGGUGUACAACAUCGUCAACGCGUGAUGUUAAAGCUGCAGCAUUUAAUUCGUCAACAUAUGGAAGAAAUAGCACUCGCUAUUACGCAUGAACAAGGAAAAACACUUGCUGAUGCUCGUGGCGAUGUCUUUCGUGGAUUAGAAGUUGUUGAACACACGUGUGGUGCUGCGACGCUCAUGAUGGGCGAGACAGCUGAGAAUCUAGCCACGUCAUUGGAUACGUAUUCGUACAAACAACCACUUGGUGUAUGUGCUGGUAUCUGCCCUUUUAACUUUCCAGCUAUGAUCCCACUCUGGAUGUUCCCCACUGGUACAGUGACUGGAAAUACAUAUAUGCUCAAACCAUCCGAGAAGGACCCUGGUGCCACGAUGAUUCUUGCCCGUCUGGCCCAAGAAGCAGGACUCCCAGACGGUGUACUCAAUAUUAUACACGGUGCUCAUGAUACUGUCAACUUCAUCUGCGAUGCGCCUGAGAUCAAGGCCAUUUCGUUUGUCGGCGGAAACCAAGCAGGCGAAUACAUCCAUUCACGUGGCAGUGCCAACGGUAAGCGUGUGCAAGCCAACCUAGGUGCCAAAAACCAUGCUGUCAUCAUGCCUGAUUGCGAUAAGGAGCAGGCGGUUGGUGCUCUUGCUGGGGCUGCUUUCGGGGCUGCUGGUCAACGCUGCAUGGCUCUCUCGGUCGUAAUCUUUGUCGGCAAGUCUAAGGAGUGGGUUCAUGACAUCGUGAAGAAGGCCAAAGAAAUGAAGGUGAACGGCGGCCUCGAGCCUGACACUGACGUGGGUCCGCUCAUCACGGUAGCAGCAAAGGAGCGUGCAGAGCGUUUGAUUCAAGAAGGUGUUGACAACGGCGCGGAUCUUCUUCUGGACGGACGCAAUGUAAAGGUUCCGAAGUACCCCAACGGAAACUUUAUUGGCCCUACGGUGUUGAACAAUGUCAAUGCUGAUAAUCCAGCAUACAAGGAAGAGAUCUUUGCUCCCGUGUUAGUCUGCACUUCAGUGGAUACGCUGGAAGAAGCAAUCGAGCUGAUUAAUCGCAACCCGUACGGCAACGGUACCUCUAUUUUCACUUCUUCGGGUGCUGCUGCUCGCAAGUUCCAGCAUGAAAUUGAUGUGGGUCAGGUCGGUAUCAACGUGCCAAUUCCUGUCCCUCUGCCUAUGUUUUCUUUCACCGGGUCGCGUGGAUCGAUUCGCGGUGAUCUAAAUUUCUACGGCAAGGCGGGCAUCAACUUCUACACGCAGAUUAAGACGGUGACAUCGCUGUGGGACUACAACGAGAAGACGCGCUACAGCGCUGUGAUGCCAACGCUCGGUCAGAAGUAA
Peronospora belbahrii is the source of this 1542-nucleotide messenger RNA. Lineage: Eukaryota; Oomycota; Peronosporomycetes; Peronosporales; Peronosporaceae. The record is from the annotation of a GenBank genome assembly.